GAGGCGUAAAGGGCACCUAUUAUUUUUGACGUAUGCUGGUCCUGGUCUGAGGGUGUGUUUACAUCUGUGUUAUAGCAUUUUAUCGAACGGACCAACAUCUGAAACAUCAGCAUCAUGUUCCACGGGAUAGCAGGCAGUGGAGGAGUCGGGUCAGCUCCAGCUAACAAACCUGAGUUGUAUGAGGAGGUCAAACUGUACAAAAACGCACGGGAACGAGAAAAGUAUGACAACAUGGCCGAGUUGUUUGCUGUUGUAAAGACCUUGCAGGCAUUGGAGAAGGCUUACAUCAAAGACUGCGUAUCCCCCAGCGAGUACACGGCUUCCUGCUCCAGACUCUUGGUUCAGUAUAAAGCUGCUUUCAAACAGGUGCAAGGCUCUGAUGUGGGCUCCAUCGAUGAAUUCUGCAGGAAGUACAGACUUGACUGCCCACUUGCAAUGGAGAGGAUUAAGGAAGAUCGACCAAUUACCAUCAAAGACGAUAAGGGCAACCUGAACCGUUGCAUCGCAGAUAUAGUUUCUCUCUUCAUCACUGUUAUGGACAAGUUGAGACUGGAGAUCAGAGCCAUGGAUGAGAUCCAACCAGACCUGAGAGAGCUGAUGGAAACCAUGAACAGGAUGAGCAACAUGCCUCCAGACUCUGAGGCAAAGGACAAAGUGAACCUCUGGUUGACCACCCUUAGCAGCAUGUCUGCCUCAGAUGAGCUGGAUGAUAACCAGGUCCGCCAGAUGCUCUUCGAUCUGGAAUCAGCCUACAACGCCUUCAACCGCUUCCUCCACUCUUCCUAAAGCUUUUGUCUAACAUAGAUCUUAACUUUUGGAACUCUGGUUAAGUUAAAAAUAAACGCUACUUUUCCCUGCUUGUUCCGGCACGGAGUGAGCUUAUAUCUGAACAGUUUUUCAGUCACUCUCUUGCCAGUUUCUGUAAGUCUAGUUUCUGUUAUUUUAUUAGGUUUGGUGCAGUUUACAUUCCACUGCCUUGUAAUAUCCCCUGUUUCUGGUACAUCAUGCUGCCUACUGCCUUCUGCCUCUUUUUGGCUCUUUGUGUUUGGCCAUGUCAGGGCAGUUUACAAGUUUGGCAAAGCAUUAACCAAGAAUCGUUUCUGAGAAAAGUUCAGCAGCCGAAGUCUAUACAUUACUUUAAGAGUAUCCUGUAUGUGUUUUAAAGCCUUUGGGUUUGUUCUGUUUGUCAUGGUUCAUCUCAUAUUGAUUCUUUCUGUGUGUGGGUCCUCUAAAAGCAUUUGUAGACAGAAAAGAGCAGUCUUAGGCUACUGUUCUUAUAUUUUAUCACUUUUCAGCAAAAAAAAUGAUUAAAUCGUAUCUGGUGAUUAUUUAACUUCUCAUCUAUUUAACUAUAACAUUGAUGCUUAGUGGGAAGGAUUUAUUUUGAUCACAUAUUUUUCUCAUCCUGUAACAUGUCUAAUCCAUUUUUUUUAGAAGGAAGAGUUAGAGUUGAAAUUUACAGAGAAAAACUCAUGUUGCUGGCUAA
Xiphophorus maculatus (southern platyfish) is the source of this 1486-nucleotide messenger RNA. RefSeq names its product VPS28, ESCRT-I subunit (gene vps28). Gene Ontology annotation, biological process: protein transport to vacuole involved in ubiquitin-dependent protein catabolic process via the multivesicular body sorting pathway. The coding region runs from base 115 to 786 and encodes 223 amino acids. The record is from RefSeq and is a predicted model, not a curated record. The transcript has 10 exons. NCBI's taxonomy places the organism in Eukaryota, Metazoa, Chordata, Actinopteri, Cyprinodontiformes, Poeciliidae. Gene Ontology annotation, molecular function: protein-containing complex binding. Gene Ontology annotation, cellular component: ESCRT I complex.